Molecule: messenger RNA, 2067 nt
Organism: Seminavis robusta
Lineage: Eukaryota; Bacillariophyta; Bacillariophyceae; Naviculales; Naviculaceae
Source: the annotation of a GenBank genome assembly
AUCUUCUGCUUCGCAACAGGAAUGAAAGCGAAGGUUCGACCGCGAACAUUGGAGUUGGUUGGACUUGUCCUUCUUCAUGUUCUAUUCACAAUAGUUAGCAAUAGUUUAGUACGGUACCAGCAUCCGUUUAUUACCAACCGGUGUGCUCAGGGCUCAGCUGAAUGAUACCACCAGAAUACUGUGCUCACAAUAACUGAUCGAUAGAAGUUAUUACAACUCAAGUCUGCUACCAAACCACCAGCAAAUACCACCAUGCUUGUCAUUUUGGUGAGGACCAUCCGUCCCUACACCCCUCUUCUCUUUGCCGCAUGGGUGAUCGCUCGGGUCUUGGUCCCGUCAGCUCAAGAUUGGAGCCUCUGGGAAGGACUCUUCCUUAUCCUGGCGUAUCUCAAGCAUUUGUCUUUGGAAGUAGCAUCGCAGUCCCAGUGGGCCUUUGGUUAUGUUCCAUUCGUAAAAUUCACCUGGGUGGCUCUGGAAGACUUUCUCGCACUCUCCGCCGUCUUGUUACUCUGGCGCAAGGUCCACAUAUUGCGGCAGAUUCCUCUGUCGCAAUGGCAGACCGUCAUGACCGACACAAUCUUUCACUGGACUCUCAAUCACGUCCCCUUGGUCGAACCCAAAUUGGAUGCCAUGGCGGCACACAUGAUGAAGGAACAAGACUUUGAAAAAUCACUCAACAAGUCACCGGACCGUAUCCUUCACACGCAAAUACCCAAACAGGGAUGGGGCCCGGAUGCGGCAUUGGCCGCCAUCACACCCUUUUCGAAAGACGAAAAUCAACACUACAAACGCGGCAAAAUAUCGGGAACAGUCUAUCACGGUGAUGCCGCCCAUACCGACUUGAUGAAUCAAACCUUUGCCGCCUACACGUGGGGCAAUCCCUUGCAUUUGGGAAUCUGGCCACGACUCGUGCAAUGCGGAGCCGAAGUGAUUGCCAUGACGGGCAACAUCUUGCACGCUCCACAACCCGUUGCGGGAACCAUGACGUCGGGAGGCACGGAAAGUAUCCUCUGUGCCAUUCGAGCCAGUCUCAAUCAUUACGGCAAACGACGAGGCAUUCAACAUCCCGAACUCAUUUGUGGAACCACCGCUCAUGCGGCCGUCGAUAAGGCGUGUGAACUCAUGGGCAUUCGAAAAAUCUGUAUCGAUUGUACUAAAGAGGAUGGGUACACACUGAAUCCAGCCAAAGUACGAGCUGCCGUGACUUCCAACACUAUUCUAAUCUACGCAUCCGCACCUUGCUAUCCUCAAGGAGUGAUAGAUCCCAUUGAAGCAUUGUCACAGAUUGCUCUGUCAUACGAUAUUGGACUGCAUGUGGAUGCUUGCUUGGGAGGAUUUGUCCUGGCAUUCUGGGAGGAUGCGCCCAAGUUUGAUUUCACCGUGCCCGGUGUCACAUCGAUGAGCAUUGAUACACACAAAUUCGGGUACUGUGCCAAGGGAACCAGUGUCGUCGUCUACCGAAACAAAAAACUCCGCCAUGCUCAGUAUUUCUGCUACGCCAAAUGGACCGGAGGAAUCUACGCGACACCCUCCUUUGCAGGCACUCGACCAGGUGCUUUGGAAGCAUGUGCGUGGACUUCCAUCAUGUCCAUGGGACAAGAUGGAUACAAAGAGCGAGUGCACGAAAUCGUCCAGGCAACACAGGCCAUUGCCACGGCAAUAGACGAGACCGAUGGUGUGGAAUUGCUGACCAAGAACCCUUCCAUGGUGGUCUGCUUUGGUUCGGAUGAAAUGGAUAUCACCAAGAUUGGGAAACGCAUGAAAAAGAGAGGGUGGGAGCUCAACACGCUCCAAAAUCCUUUGUCGAUGCAUAUUUGUGUGACGGCGUUGGUGGCCCCCAAAGCAAACGUCUUUAUCGACGAAUUCAAACAGUCUGUGGACGAAGAACGGUUGGAAUCCAACGGCACAGGGAAGAAAGGAUCUGCAGGUAUCUAUGGAUCGGAUGGAGGCAUCCCGGAGGGGCCAAUCAACCACGUUCUGAAUUUUUGCAUGGAUGCUGUGUUGGCUCCGUGAUGUGGCUAUAGUUUAGUCGGGUAAUUCUUAUAGAGGAAGAAUUACAUUGCUUUG